AUGGAGGCUGCCAAAAAACAAAGUCUUUUUAAGGCAUCCUGGAGCAAUCUGGCAGAGGAGCGAAACGCUUGGGCCGCAAGAUUGCUAACAGUUCUUUCGGGUUGUAGAAGUCUGUGGGAUAACAUUACUUGCUGGCCCGCGGCAAAUUUUGGUGAAAUCAAAGUGUUGUCCUGCCCGUCCUAUUUCACCUACUUUUCAAAGAUUCAAGGUAAUGUCAGCAGGAAUUGCACCAAAGAUGGCUGGUCAGAUAUUUACCCUGCCCCCUACCCCGUGGCUUGCGGGUAUGACUCCAACAACACAGUCUCCGAGGAACAGACUGUCUUCUACGGCACAGUGAAAACUGGAUAUACAAUUGGACACAGUUUGUCUCUUGUCGCUCUGACGGUGGCCAUGAUGGUUCUGUGCUUUUUUAGGAAAUUGCACUGCACCCGGAAUUACAUCCACAUGCACUUGUUCAUGUCCUUCAUCAUGCGAGCAAUCGCCGUCUUUGUGAAGGACAUCAUUCUGUUCGAGAACGGGGAGUCAGACCACUGCUUCGUCGGCUCGGUUGGCUGCAAAGCAGCCAUGGUUUUUUUCCAGUACUGCAUCAUGGCCAACUUCUUCUGGCUUCUUGUCGAAGGCUUAUAUCUUCACACGCUUCUAGUCAUCUCCUUCUUUUCAGAGAAGAAAUACUUCUGGUGGUACAUCGUCAUUGGCUGGGGUGCGCCAACGCUUUUCAUUUUUGCUUGGGCCAUCGCGAGGAUCCACUAUGAAAAUACCAGUUGCUGGGACUUAAUUGAAUCUCCCUAUUGGUGGAUCAUCAAAGCUCCCAUUUUGGUUUCUAUAUUGAUCAACUUCAUUCUCUUCAUCUGCAUCAUCCGGAUCCUCGUUCAGAAACUUCACUCUCCAGAUGUCGGACGAAAUGAAACAAGCCAAUAUUCGAGACUUGCCAAAUCCACCCUUCUUCUGAUCCCCCUAUUUGGUAUCCACUACACCAUAUUUGCGUUUUUCCCAGACACGGUAAAGAAAGAAGUUCUGGACGUCAAGCUGGUCUUCGAACUCAUAUUGGGGUCCUUCCAGGGCUUUGUGGUGGCUGUCCUGUAUUGUUUCAUCAACGGAGAGGUUCAAGCUGAGAUGAAACGCAAAUGGCGAAGGUGGCAUCUGGAGCGCUUCCUCGGCUCUGACAUGAAGUACCACCAUCCCUCUGUAGGAAGCAGUGGGGCGAAUUUCAGCACCCAGAUCUCCAUGCUGGCUACGUGUAGUCCAAAAACUCGCCACUGUUCCAGUUUCCAAGCCGACUUGUCUCUGGUUUGAGACGCAAAAGCAGACGACUGAAGGACAAACGCGUCUGGUGGAAGAUGGAAGCAAUCCGUCGCGGCAGGAUCUGGGCAUCCAGGGGGGAAGGUGGCGUUUGGGAUGAUUUUAUUUUAUUUUUUUUAAGCCAUUCUUUUGCAACCAAACUGGGACAAAAUACGGGGACUGGGAUACUCUGAACAAGAAGCACGAAGUCUGGACAGAAUCUCCCUUUUUCAGUCCUUUAAUUGAAGGCAUUGCUCACAUUUGUGAAGGUCACGCAGAGAUAUGACUUGAGGGAUGCAAGAAUCUGCUUUUGCCAAGAUGAUCUGCCAGCUUCUUCUGAGCUGGCUUGCGUGGCCAUAAACAAAUGCAAAAUCAGCUGUGAAAAACAGAAUCAUUUGCCAGCAGAUUCCACCAGAAAGGACUUGAAGAAAAGUUUGAAGGGGGAUUGGUUUUCCUCGGGCCACUAGAACCCAAAACCUGUUCCUUUCUUUUCCUAGCGAAUUUCAGAACCCAAAAAAGCUUCUCCAUUCAGUGGGAGAUCUUUCUGACUUUACACCAGUGUUUCUCAACCUUGGCGGCUUUCAGAGGUGUGGACUUCAACUCCC
This is a messenger RNA of Python bivittatus (Burmese python), 1883 nucleotides long. The record is from RefSeq and is a predicted model, not a curated record. NCBI's taxonomy places the organism in Eukaryota, Metazoa, Chordata, Lepidosauria, Squamata, Pythonidae.